UCCAACAUGGCAGUUAUCAAGCGAACUCAUCAAUAUAGUUUCUUACCUACACAAUUUUUAUUCUUUAUAUCAUAACUUACUUGUUCUCAAUUUUGUGUAUUUAGUGAUACGCAAGAAUUUAUUAAUUUCGCGUAAUAUUGGAGUAAUUCGAUGUCGCACAAACAAAAGGAAAUCCAUAGGAGUCAUGACAAUGAAGGGACAACCGAAUUGGAAUCACAAUUUAUUUUACGAUUACCUCCAGAACCAGCAAAAAUAUUAAGAGAUGCCAUUCACAAUAAUAGCACAUUAAAAGAUCGCAUUUCAAUAAAAAUAGAGAAUGAUUUAAGACAAGGAGAGGUUCGUGUUGACCAUUGGUACAUGCAUGCUAAAGUUGUUGAUCUUCCAACAAUUGUAGAGUCAUUAAAAACAAUAGAUUCAAAAGGAUUUUAUAAAACAGCGGAUAUUUGUCAAAUGUUGCUAUGUAGAGAAGAAGAUGAUAUACAGCCAGAUGAAGACACCCCACAAAAAAAGAAAAAAGAUCCUAAUAAAGUUGAAAAGAAAUAUUUAUGGCCACAUGGCAUAACACCUCCUGCAAAAAACGUUCGAAGACGCAGAUUUCGUAAGACUCUCAAGAAAAAAUAUGUUGAAGCACCCGAAAUAGAAAAAGAAGUAAAGCGAUUACUUAGAAGUGAUAAUGAAGCAUAUGGGGUUAAAUGGGAAGUCAUUAACGAAGAUGAUGAUAAAAUUAACAAGGGUACUGUGAUUAAAAAGGAACCACUCGAACCCAACCAAAACAUAGCUGAACAUGAGAUAUUUGGAAGCGCUGUCAGUGAUUCUGAAGAAGAAGACGCAACUGUUAAUGUCAUUGAUGAGCUUGAUGAUAACAGUCAAAUAUCAGCAGAUGAUAGUCACUUGACUGAUUCUAAUUCAGUUAUGAAUACCUGCGUCGACACGAAAACGCUAACUGAAUUUUCCAGCGACAUGUUUAGAGCUAUUAAUAAUUCCCCGUCGAUUAUGCAAGAAAUGGAUUAUUACCAACAAACCCCCAGCAUCAUCAACUACACAACACAAAAUCUCAGCAAAGUUGGCAUUGAACAAAGAUUAGAAGAACUCGAAAUAGAACUAAACGAUAUCAAAGAAAGACAACAACAAGAAGAAUAUAAAAUUGAGAAUAUUGAAAAUUUCGCGCUUAGACAGCGAUUCCAAGAUAACGUUAAUCGCUUACUCCAAGAUCAAAUGGAGAAAGAACAGGAACAAUAUGAAUUACAAGAACUCCUUAAACAAGCUUCAUAGAGUUUAUUUAAUUUAGUAUUUUUUGUAUAAAAAUUAUUAUCGUAGAGGUUGGGGCCCCGACCAAUUAUUUUUUGUUGCGCAUGCGCAUUAAGUACGAUUUAUAGCGCCAUCUAUAUACCAAACUUUUUAUUUCUAGAAAUUAGCACACCUUUUUCGGUUACUUUUUUUGUUAUUAUUAAUAAAUAUAUUUGGUGUGAUUUAAUAAAAAAAAUAAGGCCAAAAAAAUAUUUAUUUAAUAUACAAUUCUAUAUGACUUAUUAAGUAGAUAAAA
Onthophagus taurus is the source of this 1543-nucleotide messenger RNA. RefSeq names its product TATA-box binding protein associated factor 7 (gene Taf7). Gene Ontology annotation, biological process: transcription initiation at RNA polymerase II promoter; RNA polymerase II preinitiation complex assembly. The record is from RefSeq and is a predicted model, not a curated record. Gene Ontology annotation, cellular component: transcription factor TFIID complex. NCBI's taxonomy places the organism in Eukaryota, Metazoa, Arthropoda, Insecta, Coleoptera, Scarabaeidae. Gene Ontology annotation, molecular function: RNA polymerase II general transcription initiation factor activity.